Molecule: messenger RNA, 279 nt
Organism: Sphenostylis stenocarpa
Lineage: Eukaryota; Viridiplantae; Streptophyta; Magnoliopsida; Fabales; Fabaceae
Source: the annotation of a GenBank genome assembly
AUGGCCAGGGCUCUACGAUUGGGUUUGGAUGGGCUCAGGGCGAGGGAUUUUGGCGUGAUUGGUGAAGAGGGAGCUUGGGACAGGGUUCACAGUUUUGGCAAGGGGAAGCGGCCCGUGGUGGAGAUUGAGGGGUACUGGUGGAGCCGCAAGGCCGGCAAGGUGCGCCCUGGAAGUGGUGAUGUGAAUCACAAUGGAAGAGAUGCAUCCACGGGAGGGCUAGGGCUGAUGGUGAGUAGCUACGAGCGUGGAGACGGUGAGAGUGGUGUGAGGGACCGCUAG